UACGCCCGUGAAUCGUGAUGAUCCAGAGAUACAAUAAGUCUUUCGUUUAAACAAUAUUAAUAUUCCCUUCGUUUUGAUUAUUCCACAAAUGUCAAUUUUUUUCAUUCCAAAAAUAUAAAGAAAAACAUAAAAAAAUUUUAAAAUUCAUGAAUCAAUUAACCAAUACCCAAAUCAAGAUUGUAUUGAAAAUUGAGUAAAUGAAAAUUGCAGAGAAGUUUAUUAUACCGAAUAAAUGUUAUAAACACAGUUAUAGCGUUUUGCGUUUUACAGUUUAAUGACCUUAUUGAUAUCUAUUUUCAAUUUGUUUUUUUUUAUGAUAACUAUGUACUAUUUUUUUCUCUAAUAUUUACCGUGGUGUGUGUUUAAUUUUGAGUACGGACUAUAGAAUAGUCAUUAAUUUCUUAUCCAAACAUUUUUAUCGCUCAAUUUAUUAUUUUAUAAAGGGGUUUUUCUCUACUUUGUUGCUUAAACUUUAUUUAAUGUUAAUUGUUUUGUUUGGCGUUUACAUUGAAGAAUUAUCGAACUACAUACCGAAAAACGAAAAAGCUGGUAAGCUAUCUGUUUUUUAAAAUGGACAGUUUUACUGAUUGAAUUUGCUAAUCAAAAAUUUUUGAUUGGAGAUCACUGAAAAAAAAAAAUGAUAUAAUAAAUUGUAUUCUAUUGAUUUUCACUACUUAAUGAAAUAUACAAUUUGGUAAAUUCUAAUUUCAAAAUUGCUUCAUACUCAAUGACAUACUUUCAUGACAGGUAGGUACUUAUUAAAUUACUAUUAAUGUAAAGUAGGUACCUUUUUCAUUAAGAGGAAUAAUAAUAAUAUUAAUUAAUAAUGUAGAUCUUGAAUUUCAUAAAAUUAAUUUUUUAAAUACUUAAGUAAUAUUAAAUUAUUAUUAAUUAUUAUUAGAAUGCAUGUCAAAUGUUAAAUUAUAUCGGGAUUAUAUUUUUGUCUUGGGUAAUAUUCAAUUAAUAAUAAAUUAUACAUCUUAAAUUGCAACACAUAAAAGGAAGCAUUUUUUUAAUAUAACUAUACAUUUCACUUUGAGUUUUUUCUGUGGGUUCUUAGUUCAAGAAAUUGAAAUUUGUUAUGUAUUUUUAAUUUAAAUUAAAUUAACUCAGAAUUUCUAUUCAAACAUUUGAUAUGAUUCGACUGAGCAUAUUUAUUUGGCAUCUUCAAUGUCAUCUUUAUGUUUAUAAAGUUUUUAAAAACUAACCCUAAAAAGAUCUAACAUAUUUUGUAUAGCUGGCAAGUUAGCUCAUAAAUUAUACUAGGCACUAAUUACUAUAAAUUAUAAAAUGUCUAUGCAUAAUGAUAAUAAACAGGGCUUGGCUGACCCAGUGGUUUACCGCCCUAUCGAACAGUAGACAGUUGCCAUUAGUUAGGUUAGGUUCCUCGUAAGUAGUAUGAUUAUUUAUUUAAAUUAUAUACAUAUUUGUAGAGUAAUGGGACAUAAUAGGAUACAAUGAGACUGAGUCAACUCACAUUUAAUUAUUAAAAAUAAAUAGAAACGUAUAUUUUAUAACAAUUUGGGUUAGUGAACUGGUGCAUGGGGUUUAUAAAAACAAUAUUCUUUAAUAAUGGCUGUAAACUUAUUCAUAUUAAAAGACAAGUAUGAAGAGUUAGGACCAUGUGCCCUUCCACCAUACAUAUUUGAUUAGUGUUUGAAUAUUAUGGGUCACCAAAUAAGUACGUACUUCGUACCAUCAGAACUAUAGUGUAAUAACUCAAAAAACAAUGAUUUUAAAGAUUUUACUCAUUUUUAAAUACCUGUAAAACAAAAAGUAUUCUCUCUUCAUAGAAUUUUGGAUAUCUGUAGUUUAUAAAUAUAAUUGUAUACCUAUCUAAACUUUAAAAUGUAAACAUUAUAUUAUAUUUUAAAUACUAAAUUAACUAUUUUUGAAUUCAUACAUUUGUUUAGUGGACUAACGCAAUAACGCACAUUUAAAUAAAUUGUUUUGCAAUAGUGUAUUAUUUUAAGAUACUACAUUAUUGCAUUUAGAGCAACUUAUUAUUUUCUAUCAAAAUUUAAUGAUCAAAUGUAUAAAUUUACCUACUUUUUGAGUUGAAACAUUAGUACUCUAAUAUUAUUGUUUCCUUAAUAUCUUACUUUAUUAUUCUUUUUUUUUAACUUGUUCCAUAAUGUAGAUACAAUAAAAUAUGCUAGUGCACUGUAAUGAAUUUUAAUUUUAUCAUAGGAAAAGUUGUAUAACUUAAAAUUGCAUAUUUGUGUUACAAAAUUACUGUUCUAAUAUGCCAGGGUAGUGCUGCCACUUUUUUUGGGAUAGUUUAAUACCCGGUUUGUCUCUGUUAAUAAACAGUUUUAAAAGAAAAUAUAUUUAUAAGUAAAAUAUGUAUAUAAUGAGUAAAAUAACUAAGGUAAUAAUAUGAAAACAUUUUAGUGUUUCAUUAUUCAGCUCCGUAUUUUAUGUGUAACACCAGUAAAAUAUUAAAUCUGGAAUUUCAGAGAUAAGCCAAUAUUAAAUAAUUUAGUUUUACUAUUAUUAUAAUAUUUGUAGAACAUACUGAAUGAUUGAGUUUGGGUAGUAAAUAUAAAAUUAAUUUAUAAAAUUGGUCAAAUAUUCACAAUAAAAUAUAUCAAAUUAAUGUCAUAUUAAAUUUAUAGUCUGCAUUGUGUAUAUAUUAUAAUACAACAGAGUACUGUUUUAUAGUUCAGUAUGGUGUCUACUUUGUUUUUAUUCAGUAGUAAAUUUUCUUUAUAAAUAAAUUAAUACCUAUUUAUUAGAUAUGUGACAAACUGUUCGAUUUUCAGACUGAUAGUAGCAUAUAAUCGAACCGAACCAAAUACACACAAUAGUUCGGUUCGAAAAUCAUUCAUUACCGAUUUUGUGUGGUCACCAAUACAAUUUUUUGUGAUGGGACAGAGCAGCCUUGUAUGAAAAAGAAAAAUUCUAUUUUUUUCGCAUUAGUGGUUUUAAUAAUCAUAAAUCACGGAGCCGAGCAGUUUGAAAACCUAGGUUUUUGACCUAACCUAACCUUUUUACUUUUUAAUGUUCUAGUUCGAGUUUGAUAAAAUAUUUUAAAAGUUAGAUUUAUGUUCGAAUAAAAAUGUAUAGGUUCAGUUUAUCUUAAAUAUCAGGGUUCGUAAUAAUCUCUAAUAUUUGUAAUUUUUACUUUAAAUUAUUUAUAUAUUUUAUAUUUUUAUACCAUGGAAAUAAUUAAUUCAAAAAAUGAUAAAGAUAAAUUGUUAUUUAAUGAAUAUAAUAUAUAUAUUUUAAAACAAUCAGGAGAGGGGAUGGAAUUAUUUUAUCUGGAUAUAAAACAGUUUUUUUAAAUUGAUUUUUACAUUUUGGGUUUUUUCCCCUAGUUACCUUAACCAGUGGUAACAAAAACUUCAUUGUUUUGUUUUUGCUGAGUAUACAUUUUUUUUCAACCACUGUCUUAACAUUUACCACAUGGUAAAAUAUAUCAUCUACCUGCAAUGAUGAUUUACUGGUAUUCUUAAAUUAAAUUGUAUGAGUUUAUAAAAAUUGAAAGUUUAAAUUAAUUAAUUAGAUCAUGUAAUCUAUCUUUAAUUAAAGCUGCUAAUAAUAAUACUGGAUCUCAACAUCUAAAAAAUGUAUCAUGUUCAAUGUACAUUUUAUUGUUGAAUUAUUACUUUUUAAAAAAUGAUAUGAUUAGAGAUAGGCUCUACUAUGCAUCAAUAAUAAAAAAUUUUAAAUGUGUAUGUUUUGCCCCAUUUUUAUUCUAAUAUUUUUCUUUAGUUAGUUGGGUCAAGCAGUAUUUAAUACCACCUGGAUUUCGCUGUUACUCUGAUUUUAAUAAGCCCUAACAAUGCAUUAAAAAUUUAAAAUCAAAGUUAAAUUAAAUAUUAUAAUCAUGUUUAGAAGUUUUCAUCAGGUACUUUUAUCGAAGAUGAAAUAAUAUGACAAAUGUCUACUUUCUUAAAAUAUUUAUCUUACAAUACUUAAUAGCAAAUAGUUUUAAUCUAACAUUUGAAAUUAAUUAAUUCAGUUAAAAACCUAAAAUACCUCUGAAGUUUUUUUUACAAUUGUAAUUUAUAAUUUUUUCUAUAAACAAAAUAAUAACUGUUUUUUAAUUAAAAAUAUUCAAAUUUGAUAUGAAAGAAUUAAAAUUAACAAAUAAAUUUAAAAUUGAUUUUACAGGCUUACAUAUUUGUACACUUAGUGUUAUGGUAGAUUAAAAGCUCUGUCAAAUUGUUCUCUAACCAGACAAUUUUGAAAAUAUCAAUGCGGUCUAGUACUGAGGACACUAUGAAUUCAUUCACACCACAACAAUAUUGUUUGAGAUGGAAAUACCACCAUUCAAAUUUGCAAGCCAUGUUCUCUCAACUUUUAGAACGGGAAAGCUAUUGUGAUGUUACUUUGGCUUGUGAAGGGAAAACUCUUAGAGCCCAUAAGGUAAAUUUUUAAACAUUUUAUUAACUAUAAAAAAUAUAUAUAUAUUAUUUUAUUUAAUUUUUUUUUUUUAGAUUAUGCUUUCUGCUUGUAGUACAUAUUUUGACAGUAUACUGUCACAGCACGAUGAAAAUAAGGCAAUAGUUAUUCUUAAAGACGUAAAAUUUUCUGAUAUUCAAGCUCUAGUCAGUUUUAUGUAUAAGGGAGAAAUUAAUGUUGAACAUGUAAGAAUUAAAAUUUAUUUUCUUUCAUGUCUAAUAUUCUUAAAUUACCACUUAUGAAAAUUUUAGACUGAACUUUCUUCAUUAUUAAAAACUGCAGAAGAACUUAAGAUCAAGGGAUUAGCUGAAGUUUCAUGGAGAUCUGAUCAAGAAAAUCAAAUUUCUAACAUAAAUUCAGAAGAAGGAACAAGUAUAAGUAAGAAGAGGAAACUAGAUUCAACACCAACUCCAGCUACAACAUCUGCUAAUGUAAAAACAGAAUUUGCAGAAACACAAAAAGUACAUAGUUUUAAUAUUAUAAAUUUUCAUGUUAAUAAUUGAUAUAAUCUGUAGGAGAUUGAUGAUAUGGUUGAAUCAGAUGCUGAUGAAAAUGAAUCUGAGCCAGAUCAGUCAAUUUGGGAACCAGAAAUGCAACAUGAUGUUGAUUCUGACAAUGUGGACACUUCUAGGCCAGCAGUGCGUACAUAUAUGUUUAAGUUGUAGAUACUAAAAUAUAAAAAUAAAAUAUUUAUUUUUAUAUAUUUGUUUGUCAAACAUUUGAAAGUUUAUGGUUUUUUUUUUUCAAGACUGUAAGCGCAGUUACAUCUUUUUCUUCUGAAGAUGAUCCAGGAAAUAAUACUAGUACUAAUCAAACCUUUAAUGAACAAUCAGGCAGUGUUCCUGGUAUAAUUAUAAUUUAAAAACAUUAUUAUGGUUUAAGUUUAUAUUAUAAUGUAAUAAAUAUUAUUUAUUUUAUAGAUUUAAGUCAAUUUUCUGAUGUAACAAAAAUGAAUGAUUACCUAGAAAAAGGUGGUCGACGUCCACAAUUUUGGGAAGAAUCUUUUACAAAAAGAUUAAUGGAAGCUAUUAAAAAUAAAGAGGUAGAAAUGAAAGUUGCAGCUGAAUUGAUGGGUGUAUCAUAUGGUACACUUUAUGGUCGUUAUCGUGAUGCAUAUGGCUGUUUAAAACAUCCAUACAGGUAUAAUAAUAGUUUUUUUUUUCUUUGAAUAGCAUAAUAGGAUAAUAUUUUCAGGGUUCGAGAUUUCUGGUUAGAACAAGGUCCAGCGGAUGUAUUAGCAAAAUUACAAAGAAAAGAAUUAACUCUUUUUAGAGCUGCAGAAAUUUUAAAUGUUACAGUAACAACAUUAGCCAGUUACUUAUCUACCAUCCGUAAUGAUUCAAUAGCUACUUCAACAGCUGUAAGUUCAACUGAAAGAUCCACAUUUAGUGUCGAUGCUAUGUCUGAGAGUGAUAGAGAAGAAGAAAAUUCUGAAGAUGAACCAUCAAAUGAUGAUAUGGAUAAUAUCAUAACUACUAGUAAUACUCAACAAAAUAACCCUGAUAAUAUUAUAUCUGCUACAGGAGCAGGGACAUUGUCUAAAGUUAAUAACUUAAAUGGUAACUAAUGUUAUAUAUAAAUAAAUCAUUAGAUUGAGAGUAGAAGUCCUUACAAAUAUUAUAAUUAUACAGUGGUUUCUUACCAUACAUAUUUACAAUUUUUGUUAAUCCUAAUAUAAUUUUUCUUUCAUUAUUUAAUUUUACAUAAUAUUUAUUUUAUUUUUUAUUCUAUAUUAUUUUCUAACAAUUUUUUGUUAACUCUGGAGCUGCUGUUAGAAUAUUAUUUUAUCUAAAUUAACAUAAAAAUAAAUAAAAAUUAUAAUAGUACAGGUUAAAUUUUUCUUAAUUGAUUGUUUUAUACUUAUGCAAUUAUUUUCAUUUUUCUUUUAUAAACAUUAGGUUACAAUACUUCUCAAAUUGGUGCUAAUUUAUUCUUCCAUCUUAGCUCUCUAGUUUCAAAUAUUUGUAUUAAUAUAAAAAUAAUUGUUUUAUAUUCAUGAAUACAAAUAUAUAUAUACACACACACACACACACAAUACAUAUUUUGCUCAAAUGCAAAAAGUGACAAGUAUUAAAUUUUGACUUUAAUCAAGAUUUAUGAACCACUUAAGGUUUUCAAACUAUUUAUAUCACUUUGAGACAUUUAGUACAUAUAUAGGGAUGAAGUAAGGCAUUUAAACUUAUUUUUUUACUUGGUCAUUUUUUGCACAACAGAGAUUAUAAUAUAUUGUAUUGUGUUUAUAUAUAUUACUAUGAAUGAAUACCAUUUAUUUAUUUUGAACUAUAACGAUGAUUAAUUUUUAACAACCUAAAUUUAAAUUAUAUGUUAUUUUCAUUAUAUUUAAAAAUAUUUGUUUUUAAUUAAUUUAUGGUAGGGUAUUUGAAUUUAUUUUGUAUGCAUUUGUCUAUAUUAAUAUUCGUAAUACAUAAAAAAAAACAGCCACUUUAAAUUUUUCCAUUUGUAUAUUUCACACCUGCAAAGAAAUAUAAAAAUUAUUUUGUAAGUUUGAUCAAAUAAUUAUUUAGAUGGUAAAUAAAAAUAAUCUAAAAAAACUUAUAUUAAAGUAAAAUAAAGUAGGUCAUCAUAUAUAUAUAUAUGUACAUAUAUAUGACAUUAUGGUUUUUAUUGGGAGUUUAAUAUAUAUUAAGUACUAAAUAAUUACAUGUGUUUGUUUUUAUAUGCAAAUUCAUUAAUUUAGUUCUGAUAGAAUUUACUAAAGCUAAUAUACAUAGAUUACAUAUUAUCUAUUUUACUAUAUUUGUAAAAAUAUUAUUAUUUUUAAAAUUUAAUUGUUGAUCAAACCUUAAAUUUAAAACACCUUAAUAAAAAAAAAAAUAAUAAUAACAAACAGAAUAGGACAAAUGUUAUUGCAAGAUUAAAAAAUGUAUUUAUUAUUUUAUUUUAAAAUAAAUAUUCCUAAUAAAAUCUACUAAUUUAAAAGUAUAUGUAAAAUGUUUAUUAAACAUCGGAUUUGUGAGCCUGAAACUUUUGUAUAAUGAUUAAAUUUCUUGGUUUUGGAAGAACUAUUAUAGUUAUUUUAUUUAAAAUUGUACCAUAUUAAUUUUUUUUUUCAAAUAUAUUAUACACAUUCGCACAUCUUAAAUUUAAUAAUUGUAUUAUAAAAUUUGUUUUUUACAAAGGACAAGAUAUUAUAAUAUAAUUAUAAACUUGAAUUUAUUAUGUAUUAUGUAUUUAUUAGAAAAUUAAAAAAAAUAAUAUGUAUUAAUCUAAAAUCUUAAUAUUUAUAUUUUGGAUUAUAGUAAAGGUUUUAAUUAUUAGAAUAUGACAUGAUAUCCUAUUAAUAUAAUUUUUAAACCAUCGUGUCCCAUAAAACAUGUAGAUUUGGUUAACAAAUGUAAUACAUUUAAUUUAUUAAGAAUAUAUCAUUGUGAAAUUAUAAUUUUUUUUUUUUUUAAUUUAAAUGGAAAGAACAUGUAUGAUGGACAAAAUUAGUUGUGCAAUAUCAUUAGCUUUACAUAAUAGUUUUUAAGUCUGAUCAAGUAUGUUUAUUAGCAAGAAUAUGUAUUUAUAAUCGUCAUUUAUUAUUUUUAUUAUUAUUUUAUUAUUACUAUUGCUAUUUUGUAAAUAUAAAUUUAUUUAUAUGCAUAUAUUCAAUUAUAAUUAUUAUCAUAAUAUAUAAACAGUUACAAUAUUUAUUAUUAUAACACAUAUAAUAUUAAUUUAAAACAUAAAACAUUAUUAAGACUUAAAACCCCCAGAAAUAGCUGAAAACAUAUAGUAUCAAAAUAUUUAUAUACAAAUGUAUUAAUUGUAUUAUAUAUUUAUGCAUUUAUAUUUUAUAGUUCUUGGUAACAAUAUGGGCAAUAUAUAUUAUACAAUACAUUCAUCUAAAGAUUUAUUGGUUCACAUGUUCCUAGAAUUUAAUUAUAACCUAUUUUUUUUUUUUUAAAUAAAAUUAUAGAAUAACUAUGUAUGUGGCUGAAUACAAUCUUAAUCUCUUUUAUUACAAAUCACAAUAAAAAUAAUUUUUUUCACAAAAUUAUGAAAUUUUUAUUAUAAAACAAACACUCAAAAUCGGAUUAUUAUAGUUAUGUUAUUUGGGAAAAAAGUUUUAUUCAGCUGCAUUUUUUAGUUAAUUUAUACACAUAUUUAUUUCAAUAAUAAUAAUUAUUAUUUUUAAGAUUUGUUAUUUUUUAUUUUUAUUUUAUAAUAUUUUACUUUUUAUGUUUCAAGUAAAUCGUAAGAACUUACUACCCCCUAAGAGUACUGCAUUUGAAUUUACUUUUUUCUGCAAAUAUGUCUUCUAAAUAAUAUUUAAUAGUUUUUUCAGGGGUCCAAUGGUCUGACAAUUGGUUUAUUAUAUUUAAUGAAUUUUAAUAUUUAUGUGUAUUCAUCAUAUCUUUAAUUUAGUUAUUAUUAAGGUGAUUAAGUUGGUCAUUUUUAAAAAAACGAAUUGUACACAUUUUUACUAUAUUAUUGUUCAAUAGAUUUAAAUAAAAUGUUAAAAAUUCAAUACUCAACUGUACACAUACUUAACAGACAAAAGUAAAUCUUAUAACUAAAAGUUAAUGUGUUACAUACCUUUAUACAUGUUGACAUAAUAUACCUAUGUUAGGUCAUUAGUAUUGUCACAUAAUUUGAUGUUAUUUUAAGUUUUUUUUGUACGCAAUAUUUUAUGAAAUUGUUGUGUUUUCAACUGUAAUUUUUCGCGAGAUAUUUAUAAUUUUAUAAAUGUAUUCAAAUAUAAUAUAAUAUAAUAUACCUAAAUAAGUAGUUAAAAAAAAUGAAUGGAAUUGAAACUUAUAAAAAUAAAA
Molecule: messenger RNA, 9185 nt
Organism: Cinara cedri
Lineage: Eukaryota; Metazoa; Arthropoda; Insecta; Hemiptera; Aphididae
Source: the annotation of a GenBank genome assembly